AUGAUGUACCGCUCAUUCCCUACCAUAGGUGCCUGUGGCGGAUUUCACCUCCGCCGGAUCGUUCUCCCUUCCACCAGGAGAUUCACGCGCGUCCCCAACAUGCCUUCGGCCGGCAAUUUUCCUGCUGCCAUUGUGGAGGAUACUCUCGCCGCUCCUUUCAACCUGAGCAGCACUCCGGGCCUCACCACCAUUUGUCGCUGCGCUGAGAGGGGCUUGCCCACUUCGGAUUUCUCUGCCAUGUAUUCUGCCGUUGCUCCUCUUCCGUCUCCUCUCGGGAAGCGCCGCCGGGAUGACGACUCAUCCUCGAAUGACAGCCAUCACAAGCGCCAGAGGAGCCCUUUGAGCGACUCCCAGAUUGCCGACGCCAUCGAGCGCCGCAAGACAAUCAACAUCGGCAGUCCUACUCGUUGGGUCAUCACCAGCCACCGCCGGCCCCCUCGGCGUAGCCUUGAUGUCGUUAACCAUCUGACAAAGCAGAUGGGCAACCUUCACAUUUCCGGGACAUUCGAGAGAUACUGCAGAGAGUCGCGGAGACUGAACAGCACCGGCCAAUCUAUCUUUGGCAUUCGAGUUUCUCUACACCACAAAAGCCCCGUUAGCAACGUCUUUAUGACCGACAUGAAGAAUGGUAGCUUCAACUUCUAUUGCCAGAGCGCUACUAGCGUCGAGGUGGAGAUGGGCCUUGGCCACGACAACGAGAACCUUGUUCAGGAGGAUGAGCCCAUGGACGAACUCCGCCAGGGUGAUCCGCCCGAGGAAGAUUCGUUCCUCAAGCGAUUCGGUCAGUGGCUUGCAGGUGUUGUCUCUUCAGACGACUACAAAAUCGUCGACUUAACACCCGUCUGGCAGCAAACCAACGCUGGUAUCACCAUCUCGGGUCAGAACCUGAGCAUUACGCCUGGCAACCCCCAGCCCGCCCAGGAUACCGCUCAACCCGCUACACCCGGUCCUUCUGUUGGCGGCGUCCCCGUCUCCGGCACUCUCAUGACCGUCAUCCCUGGUCGUCCCAGACCCAUCGAGGACACUCCCAAGCCUGCUCAGGAGAGCCACAAACCCGAUGGAUACACCUGCCUGUCCGCUCUCCGUCCCCGAGCAGCUGACCGCAUGCCUAUACACGGUCAAAUUCUCCCCACCGCGUCUGGUUGUCCCAGAACAAAUAACAAGAAGAAUGUCAUCGGCGCAGACGCCGCCCCUUCUGCCGAACCCAGCACGGCCCGCCGCCGCCACAGGCGCAACCAUACGACCAACACCGACCGUUGGGACAAGCUAGAUGUCAUCAACGCGUCUUACCACCCCAAGAGCAAUCCCCUCCACAGAGUUGCCGCCCCCGUCAAGAGCCACCUCAAGAUUAAGAAGGCCCGCACGACGUCCAAGAAGAAGGCUACCUUUGGCUCUAACAUGCGCAUUUUUGUCAACGACACGCACUACCCCCAAACCUACGAAGAGGAAGACGCUGCCACUCGUGCGGAAAGAAAGGCUAAACUUCGACGGGAGAUUGAGGCAAACAGGGCUGCGCAGCAGGCUGAGUUGGCUGUUGAGGCUGCUGCUGCCAAAAAGAGGAAGGCCGACGGCCAGGGUGAGCAGGCUUUUAGAGGCGUUGUGGCACCGUAA
Podospora anserina S mat+ is the source of this 1611-nucleotide messenger RNA. RefSeq lists its product as uncharacterized. NCBI's taxonomy places the organism in Eukaryota, Fungi, Ascomycota, Sordariomycetes, Sordariales, Podosporaceae. Bases 1 to 1611 code for a protein of 536 amino acids. The transcript has a single exon. The record is from RefSeq and is a predicted model, not a curated record.